AUGCUCAAAAAUCACUUGGUGUAUCUGAAUGGGGCCCUUGGAGCGGGGAUAAAUAUACUCCUAAUGUACUUCAUCAUCACUGAUCACCAGCCAAGCUACGAGCGUUCGGAGUACAGCCGCGCAAUCAUCUGGGAAAUGCACAGCAUCGACACAAGGGAACUCGGCUAUUUGGGGCCGAUCUAUUUGUAUCCAGACGCGACUGGUGUUGACCGGGUCCUAUGGAAAAAUUUCAUUGGAUCGGCUGGUUGUAUGCUGAUCAUGGUCAGCCUCUACACGGCGAUCUGGGUGUUUGGGAUACGACUAUUCUUCUUCAUCCGAGGCUCCCUCGUUAGUGCUCAGACGAAAAAGAUACAGCUUCAAUUGAUGCAGUUGUUGGUAAUUCAGGCCACAGUACCACUGAUUUUCGAGUACGCGCCAUGCCUUAUGUGCGUUUGGGGAGGAUAUAUCGGAAUCCCCUUCACAAAAGAAUACUCAUUGUACGGCAUGGUCUUCAUCUCAGCCUAUGCCCCUGUUGAUGCCAUUUCCAGUAUCGUUGGAUUUCCGAUUUAUCGCCGACGUCUUCUGAAAUGUGCUCGAAGGAGAAAAAUCUACUCCACCGGGGGCACCACGAUGAAGAGCUCAAAUGACAGCGCUGCC
This is a messenger RNA of Mesorhabditis spiculigera, 636 nucleotides long. The record is from the annotation of a GenBank genome assembly. NCBI's taxonomy places the organism in Eukaryota, Metazoa, Nematoda, Chromadorea, Rhabditida, Rhabditidae.